GCAGUGCAUUAGGAAUAAACAAUCAGAUGAAACCAAUUACGGUAGAGAAAUCGGACCUCAAUCAAGAAGAAGUGCAACAUCUUUGGUUGUGAAACAGUGAGAGGAGUGUGUAUGUGUGUGAGAGAGAGAGCGUGAAAGAGAGUGUGGAGUCCAGCGCGCUCCGGGCAUUUGGUGAAGGAAGCGCGGAACUCGGGAGCGCAUCAGCGGGAUUGAAGCAGCGGCUCUCGGGCGCAUCAUGAUGCGCAGCUACUCGAAAUCCUCCCCAGGAUCAAAUGCUCGACAAAAUGAUGCUUUUUAGACCAUCCGGACUAAAGGAUCGUCAGGCUGAUUCUGUUGGGGGUCUGGAAUUAUAUUUUAGUUUAUCUGGGGGAUGUAUAUUCUGAGAACUCAUACCGGAGAAGAGACUACAAGACUUUAAAAUGCUGCCUAGAUGGGUCGAAGCCUCUUCAGAAAAGGUAAGUGGCUCAAAAUGCUACUUGUGAGGAAGGUCGUGCCUUACGAGAAUCGUCCAGCUGUGGCGAGAGAGGAGGUCGUCUUCGAUGAAUCCUCCAUACUUGCUGCUCCGGCCCUCACACUUUGAAAUCGUCCCUCCCUAAACUCAGAGUGACAAUGUGAUGAGCUCUGCUAUCAUUUCCAGCCCAAGCAUGGACGGAGGGAUGAGAGGGAGUCGCACGAGUUAAUGAGACUAUUGCUCUUGUGUUGGGGAGCUUAGGACAGGCAAUUACAGGAGGAUUACCCAGCGACUUCAACAUCGCAUACUCUCCACCGAGGCGAGCUUCGAGAUCCGCUAAGAACUCCAGUGUGGUGGAUUUUAUUUGAUUUUUUUUUCACCCUUUUUAAUUACGUGCACUGUUGUUGCUGUCAGAAAGUUUGCAAAGUUUUACAAAAUGGAGGUACAGAUCCGAAUGUGGAAUAAAGACCUGCCUACUUUGAUCAGCCCGUGGAUACCAAUACUUCUGGGCCUUCACAUGCAUUUCUCCUGGGCCACAACCUGUCCGGACGAGUGCCGGUGUGACAGGACUUUUGUUUACUGCAAUGAGAGGAGUCUAACGUCAGUGCCUCUGGGGCUAGGAGAGGGUUAUAAGACCCUCUACCUCCACAACAAUCAAAUCAACAAUGCUGGAUUUCCUCUGGAAAUGCACAACGUUGCCUCUGUGGAGACGGUGUAUCUCUAUGGCAACCAGCUUGACGAAUUCCCUGUCAAUCUUCCCAAAAAUGUGCGGGUGCUCCACCUGCAGGAGAAUAACAUUCAGACGGUGUCCCGGGCCGCCCUGGCGCAGCUGCUACGCCUGGAGGAGCUCUAUCUGGAUGACAACUCCAUCUCCACCGUGGGUGUGGAGGAGGGGGCCUUCAGGGAGGCCAUCAGUCUGAAGACCCUUUUCCUUACCAAGAACCACCUGAGCAGCGUCCCCAUCGGGCUGCCUGAGGAGCUGAGAGAGCUGCGACUGGAUGAGAACCGCAUCGCAUUUAUAGCGGAGGACGCGUUCGAGAACGUGACGGGCCUCGAGCUCCUCCUCCUGGAUGGGAACUUGCUCACGGACGAGGGCAUCGUCCCCGGGGCUCUCCAGACCCUCGUUAAUCUCAAAACAUUGUCGUUGGCGCGUAACUCCCUCACGGUUCCUCCUCCUAAUCUGCCAGCCGAGUUUUUAGUCAAGCUCAACUUGCAGGAUAAUCAGAUGAAUGAGAUUCCUUUGACGGCCUUUCACGGCCUCCAUCGCUUGGAGAGACUGGAUAUUUCAAACAACCAGCUGCAGUCUCUCACACAGGGGGUCUUUGACGGCCUCCACGGUCUGAGACAGCUCACUGUUCGAAACAACCUUUGGCUCUGUGACUGCAACAUUAAAUGGGUCAUACUGUGGUUAAAAUCCCUGCCAGCUACCCUCAAUGUCCGUGGCUUCAUGUGCCAGAAACCAGAGAGGGUACGUGGCAUGGUAAUCAGAGAGCUAACCCUGGAGCUCAUCCAGUGUCCUAACAGCACCGCCACAGUCCCACAGCCCACACUGCUCUCUUCCUCCACCGCUGAGUCAGCCACUCAAACGGCUUUCACACCCGCACGCUCCCGGCCUACGCCCAACCCUCCACGUCUGACGCUUCCACCGCCGACUCCAGGCAAAGACGGGGAGCAGAGGACGAGUGACCCGGUCAGCCCGAUGCAGGAAUCGCUGCGAGUUUCCUUUGCGGUGCUAAACGGUUCGUGCAUUCAGGUAAGCUGGGUGUCGACGUUCACCGUCACAGCCUAUAAGGUGACCUGGGUGAAGCUGGGUCACAGUUUGAUAACUGGCCCCAUGCAGGAGUCGCUUGUGCAGGGCAAACGUGAGGGAAUCACACUGACAACCCUGGAGCCCAAGUCCACCUAUCGCAUUUGCGUGGAUCCGCUGGACGCAUUCAAUAAUUACCACCCGGGAGACGAUACAAUUUGCUCAGAGGUGACGACAAAGUCUGCUUCCUUUCACUCCAGCGAUAACGCCACUGGGCCUGAGCAGGCGACCCAGCAGGACCCCAGCUCGCCUUUCCUGCUGGCUGGCCUGAUUGGCGGGGCGGUGCUUGUGGUCCUGGUGGUUCUGUUGAGCAUAUUCUGCUGGCACAUGCACAAGAAGGGAAGGUCAGAGUCGUCAAAAUGGAAAUACAGUCGGGGCAGAAGAAAAGACGACUACUGCGAAGCGGGCACUAAAAAGGAUAACUCUAUUCUAGAAAUGACUGAAACUAGCUUUCAGAUAGUUUCUUUGAAUAACGAACAGCUGCUCAAGGGGGACUUUCGAAUUCAGCCGAUUUACACCCCUAAUGGGGGUAUUGGAUUCAGAGACUCUCAAAGGAGAAACAAUAGCACAGCGUACUGCAAAAACAGUGUUCCAGAGUCUGAGACAUGCCAUAAAUGAUGAUUUUAAACAGAUAAUGUCCUUUGUAUUUAGACCUGACUCUUAAACGCACUGUAUUUCAAAAGACAGACUGUAUAAUAUGUAAUUUAUAUUCUGAACAAUAUCGCCUUCCUUUUUUAUCGCUUAGUAAAACUACAAUGAUUUAUGAAUAUUUAGUUUCUAUGUUGUAUUACUACAAUCCAAGCUCAUGAAGAUAUAGAAAGUGGAUCUUAGCAAUCAGCAAUCUUUAAGCACAAAUCAAUGUCAAGUGCCCCGUUCUUCUUCACUAUAUAUUUG
Molecule: messenger RNA, 3152 nt
Organism: Onychostoma macrolepis
Lineage: Eukaryota; Metazoa; Chordata; Actinopteri; Cypriniformes; Cyprinidae
Product: leucine-rich repeat transmembrane protein FLRT2
Exons: 2
Coding region: 888-2876 (662 amino acids)
Molecular function (GO): protein binding
Source: RefSeq, a predicted model, not a curated record